Ichthyophthirius multifiliis is the source of this 255-nucleotide messenger RNA. RefSeq lists its product as hypothetical. The record is from RefSeq and is a predicted model, not a curated record. Lineage: Eukaryota; Ciliophora; Oligohymenophorea; Hymenostomatida. The transcript has a single exon.
AUGAAUUCUAUGUAAAUAAUAUAAUCAGAAGAUGAAGAUGAAGAUGAAGAUGAAGAUGAAGAUGAAGAUGAAUAUGAAGAUGAAGAUGAAGAUGAAGAUGAAGAUGAAGAUGAAGAUGAAGAUGAAGAUGAAGAUGAAGAUGAAGAUGAAGAUGAAGAUGAAGAUGAAGAUGAAGAUAAAAAUUAAAAUUAUUAAGUAAAAUAUAAACAAAGAACAAAAUAUUAAUAAAUUUUAGGAAUUAACACGGAUAUAUGA